GCUUUUUAUGAUUCUUUAUCUUUCUUCUUCUUCCACGAGUUCUGUCCAGAAACAGAAAAAUUAAUUUAUUACAAACAAAAGUAUAUUUAUUUCCCUUUGCUCAGACGUUUCUUCAUUAUUCUUCUUCUUGAUCUUGUUCAGAAAUCAACUUCAUCUCAUCAUUUCUCUGUUUCUUUCUCUCUCUCUCUCUCUUAAUAAAAGAUGAUGAAAAUGAGAACUGGAACAACUUCCGGUGACGGUGAAUUGGAGCUCCGACCUGGAGGAAUGGUUGUACAGAAACGAACGGAUCAUAGCUCUAGCGUGCCACGUGUCAUUCGGGUUCGGGUCAAAUACGGGUCGGUUCAUCACGAGAUCAGUAUCAACUCUCAAUCGACUUUCGGGGAAUUAAAGAAGAUAUUGUCUGGUGCGACAGGAGUUCAUCAUCAAGACAUGAAGAUUAUAUACAAAGACAAAGAAAGAGAUUCUAAGAUGUUUCUUGAUCUUUCUGGUGUUAAAGAUCGUUCGAAACUUAUUCUUAAAGAAGAUCCGAUUUCUCAGGAGAAACGUCUCCUUGAGUUGAGGAAAAUCGCCGCCAAAGAGAAAUCCACUAAAGCAAUCUCUGAUAUUAGUUCCCAAGUCGAAAGACUCGCCGGACAACUGUCGGCGUUUGAUACAGUGAUUGGUAAAGGAGGGAAAGUUGAAGAGAAGAAUCUUGAGAAUUUGAUGGAGAUGUUGAUGAAUCAAUUGGUCAAGCUCGAUGCCAUCUCAGGUGAUGGAGACAUUAAAUUGAAGAAGAAGAUGCAGGAGGAAAGAUUACAGAAGUAUAUUGAGGCUCUUGAUUUGUUGAAUAUCAAGAACUCAACGCAACCGCAACCGCAACCUCAAUACAAGGAACGAGAUUCGCUGACUUUUGAUGAGGAAGCGUCAAGGAAACCGACGAUCUCCUCAUCAAGUCCUCCGGUGAUCAUAACAACGAGAUGGGAAACGUUUGAUUCUAAUUCCGGACAAACCGUUAAACCGGUUCACCCAAAAUUUAAAUGGGAAUUAUUCAACUAAGAUAUUUUGUGUGCACCCAAUUACACGAUAAUAUAUAACACUAUAAUAG
Arabidopsis arenosa is the source of this 1084-nucleotide messenger RNA. The record is from the annotation of a GenBank genome assembly. Lineage: Eukaryota; Viridiplantae; Streptophyta; Magnoliopsida; Brassicales; Brassicaceae.